ACACUGAAGUUAUUAUUAUUUUCUUUAGUUCAAAUAUUUUAUUCGUUAGUCAUAAACAAAUAUGGCUACGCAGUUAAUAAAUUUGUACUUGCAAAAAAGCGCUAUGUUCAGUCGUCAAGAUCGCUUCUUUGUUAUAACGACGUUAUUCCAAGCACGCUAAUUAUUAUCAUUAUUAAAAUUUAAAAGCUGAAUUAAAUAAUUUCUUUGGGUGAUUUUAACUCUUAUCUUAUCAUAUUAUUUGAGUGCAAUCAUCAACAUUAACAAUAUGAUUACAAUGAUAUGACACGGCGUAAUGUCUGAAAAUACGUCUAAAUCAAAGGAUAAUUCGACUAAUCUACAACAUCAAUAGGAAGAACUAUAUCAAUUUUUAAUAAAUUUUUAAGAUGUACUAUUUUAUUUUAUUUUUUUGCAACAUAUAAAUUAUCAAUAAGUUUUCAGAAAUCGUCGUUUCUUACUUUAACCAUCAUUAAAAUUCAAUUAAUACAAUAAAAUGCACGGAGCAAAACGAGUUAUUAUAUUUUGCUUACUUACUACUGUACUACCAAUUUUGCUUAUAAUUGUACCAUUAUAUUUAAGACAUAAUUUAUAUGCAAAUGUGGCUUAUCUUGUGAAUGAAUCUGAUGUUUUGGAAAUUUCUGAUGGAAUAUCAACGAUAUUUUGUUCUGCGCAUACAUUAGAAAUGAAUGGAACCUUCAAUGCUUUUCAAAUGAGCCAUAGACCUGAAAUAACGACCAGCCGUAAGCAUUUAAGAUUGAAAAAAAGUAUGAAUUUACCUGACGAUACAUUAGAAUAUUGGGGUUUUUAUUUGUUACGAGGAGCAAGUGUUGGUUUAAGUGUAUGUUCCAGGUUUCCUGGCGCGUCAAUACUAGUUGUUAAAGGUGAAAAAACAUUACGCACAUGUGGAAUGUUAGAUCAUAAUAAAAAUAAAGCGCGUACAACUGGAAUUUUUUUGCCUGAAGCAGAUGACCAAGUAAAAAUAACAUUUGAAUCCGAUGCUCGAGAAAUAGAAUCUGAAGAAUUAGCUACGUACACUUUAUCAUCAACAUCAUCAUCAUCAUUACCAAAAUUGCCGCCUAAUAUUACAAAUAAAUAUAUUCAAAACAUUUUAAAAGCUCGGAUGGAAUCAAAUCCAACACGAAAAUUAAGACAUACUCGAAAACGGCUGAAAAAACAGCCAAAAGAACAGAAUAAUAAAACUAAAAUGAAAGUAAAUAAUAAGCAAAAUCACCAAAAGACAUCUAAACUGUCACAAGAUUUAAAUUAUUUUGAUAGUAAUACUGCUAGCGAAGAAAAUGAUGGUCUAAAAAUAAUAAGUUCUCAUCAUCAUUAUCGCGUAAAAAGAAAUCAAGAACCAGUUAAACCACCAGCAUUACUUGAUCAAGGCAUUCAACACGGUGGUAAUGCGUUGAGGAAUCUUACAGACGAUGAAGAUUCUUCGGUAUCAAGCUUUGAGGAAGGUUUAUUGAAUUGUUAUGGAGGUCAAGUUCUUUUACAACAAGAAUUUGAACCAUCAGAUCUAUGUAUUAACGUAAGUUAUUUAGAAACCGCUAAACAUAUGCAGUCAAAACAUUCUGUUAUGGAAGACGGAUACUAUUAUUAUAUUUUUUAUAGUGAUAAUGAUUUUGUAUUCAAUGAUAUUCACGCAGUAUUUGAUAUUUAUAAACCAACAUUUCAAUAUGAAGAUUUUGUUCACCGUUGUGUAAAUAAAACAACAUGCACUUUUCCAUUGACAGUUUUAUCAUCAGAUAGAGUAAUUGUUGAAAUGCCUACUAAAGAUGGGAUAGAUCGUCAAGAAGACGAUAUUUCAUUGUUGAUAUCUGUUUGUCAUCCACGUAUGGGAAUGUAUAUAAUUUUUCCCAUAGCUGUGCUAUUUUCAAUUCUUUCUUGUGCAUUUCUUUAAACUAUUGUUCAUCACAAUUACAAGAUAUGAACACAAAAAAAAGCUUUGAACUGAAGCGAAGUUGUCUCUCCGAGCUGAAGGUGAUUAAGCCAUUUGAAACGAAUCAAAGACGUUUAAAAUUAAUGGCGCAUCAAGUAGUGUCAACUUAGCUGGUAUAAUAUAAGCUUAUUCCACAAGAUCUGUAGAACUUUAUGAAACUAACAUGUUGAGAGUAAAUAAAUGAGCAAUAAUGAAUCACAAGAUGAGUUUCAGUGUUGAUGUAAAAUAUUUUAUACUUUACAUUCAUCAAGAUGAUGUUCUACAUUUUUUAUUGCUGUAGUAUAAUAUGCAGUUGCAGUUAUUAAUGAAAAUAAUGAAUAAUGAUAGCAUUGAAGAUAUUUUGUACACUGAAAUUUUAUAGACUAUAAGAUUUAACUAUAUUAAUUAAGCCAAAAAAUGAUUAUCGUGAUAUAACUAUACAGAUACUAUAAAUAUUUAUAUCUUUGUAUCUACAAUAAUAAAUUUUAUACAAAAUUUAA
Cotesia glomerata is the source of this 2418-nucleotide messenger RNA. RefSeq lists its product as uncharacterized. The record is from RefSeq and is a predicted model, not a curated record. The transcript has 5 exons. Lineage: Eukaryota; Metazoa; Arthropoda; Insecta; Hymenoptera; Braconidae. The coding region runs from base 491 to 1900 and encodes 469 amino acids.